Molecule: messenger RNA, 2026 nt
Organism: Cyclopterus lumpus (lumpfish)
Lineage: Eukaryota; Metazoa; Chordata; Actinopteri; Perciformes; Cyclopteridae
Gene: cerk
Product: ceramide kinase
Exons: 13
Coding region: 1-1692 (563 amino acids)
Molecular function (GO): kinase activity
Source: RefSeq, a predicted model, not a curated record
AUGGAAGUACGAGCCCGACUACUGUCUUCGAAGCUUUUUCUUAAGCACAGACAGGUAGAAGUUGCCCUAAGCCGCAGUGUCUUAGCGUGGAAGGAAACUGAGAGGAGCAGAACACGCAGCUCCGGAAUCAUCAGCAACAGUGCUGCAGCAGCACACAGCCGUGCUGUUCAGCUGGGUGAAAUAGUGGCUGUCCUCAAGACCAGAGGUGAUGACCGAGACAACACGGGGACCAGGAGGAGUUGGCAAAAGGCAAAGCAGCACUCCCAGCUGUAUCCUCAUGCAUUCACAGUUUCCUACGUUAGAAGAACGAGGCGGCACCAGUGGUGCUGUAGUGAUGUCACCUUCCAUUGUGCCAACGAGGAACUCUGCGAGCAGUGGAUCCAAGUUGCCAAUGAGCAACUGGCAUUGCUCACCAACCGACCGAAGAGCCUUCUGGUGUACAUCAAUCCCUUCGGAGGGAAGCAGUGCGGGAAGCGCAUUUACGAGCAGAAGGUGGCUCCAAUGUUUCGCCGCGCCAGCAUCUCAGCCGACGUGAUUGUUACAGAGCGGGCCAAUCAUGCCAGGGACCACUUGAAAACCGAGGCAAAUUUAGAUAAAUAUGACGGGGUGGUGUGUGUGGGUGGAGACGGGAUGUUCAGUGAGGUCCUGCACGGGUUGGUCACCAGGAUCCAGACAGACAACGGCGUGGACCAGAACCAACCAGAUGCCGAGUUGGUGCCGUGCUCUCUACGCAUAGGGAUCAUUCCUGCCGGGUCCACUGAUUGUAUCUGCUUUGGCACAGUGGGAACCAACGAUCCAGUUACUUCUGCUUUACACAUCAUUGUGGGGGAUUCCCAGCCGAUGGACGUGUGUUCAGUUCACCACGAUGACAUCUUUCUUAGAUACUCUGUCUCAUUGCUUGGCUACGGUUUCUAUGGGGAUGUGCUGACAGACAGCGAGAGGACGCGAUGGCUGGGUCCUGCUAGAUAUGACCUGUCAGGCGUAAAAACCUUUCUGAGUCACAACUACUAUGAAGGUACGAUCUCUUUCCUCCCCGCUGAGAACAACAUGGGGGACCCCCGGGACAAGCUGCAGUGUCGAUCCGGGUGCCGCGUCUGUCAGCACAAGCCCUCAAAAGACACGCGGUGGGAGAUGUCACAGGAGAAGGAAAAGUCUGAUAAAGAUGGAAGCAGUGGUUGGAGUGUGAUCCGUGCAGAGUUUAUUGCCAUCAAUGCGGCCAGUAUGAGCUGCGCGUGUCCCCGCAGUCCGAAAGGCCUCUCGCCCGCCGCUCACCUCGCCGACGGCACCACAGACCUCAUCCUCGUCAGGAAGUGCUCCCGCCUGGACUUCCUCAGACACCUCGUCCGGCACACCAACAAAGGAGACCAGUUUGACCACUCGUUUGUGGAGGUCCACCGGGUGAGGAAGUUUUGUUUCCAGCCGUGGCACCAUGAGCUGGUUUCACUCGAGGACCCGAUCGAGAGUCCAAAGAAGACAGGCUUCAGUUCCAUAUGCUCGGCCCAAACAACAUCCAACUACAGCAGCUGGAACUGCGACGGGGAGAUCCUGCCUGACGCUGCCAUCCAAGUCAGUGUCCAGUGCCAGUUGAUCAGGCUGUUUGCCCGCGGUAUUGAGGAGCAGCAGCAGUGUUUGUUAGAAGACCCGUGUACACUGUGGGCCCUGGAGCCAAGCACACACUCGUCAGUGGACUGAGAGCUGGACGGGACAUUUUGCUGCUGGAAAACAAAAACUGAGUCGCACUUGGCACGACUUUCCCGGAAAAAGACAUUAAAUCGCAUCAGUGUAAAUCCCGAACGCUGGCGUCCUAUCCCUCCUUUGUGUAUUUACUCGAAUGAAACUUGCAGAACAUCCUCUCAAUGUGCAUGGAGGUGAAAUAUAAAAAGCUGAUAAGGCUCCCAUCAGUAGCCAGGAAAAUGCCACAGGGAAGAUACAGCUAUUGCCUGAUUUGUUGUUACUGAAGAGAUAGUUAUCGCCUUGCAGCCAUUUGGGAGUGUUAUGUGCAAAACUGCCUAAUGCUGCUUUUACA